Messenger RNA from Aphidius gifuensis, 960 nucleotides. Its product is annotated as speckle-type POZ protein-like B. The transcript has 3 exons. The coding region runs from base 1 to 960 and encodes 319 amino acids. Gene Ontology annotation, biological process: protein ubiquitination. NCBI's taxonomy places the organism in Eukaryota, Metazoa, Arthropoda, Insecta, Hymenoptera, Braconidae. Gene Ontology annotation, molecular function: protein binding. The record is from RefSeq and is a predicted model, not a curated record.
AUGUCAGUACUUGAUGGACUUAUAACCCACGGUUCCAUGAAUCUUGUAAUGUCAAAACAAAACUAUGUUACUGGUAUGGAAACUUGUGAAUUUACAUAUGAGUGGAAAAUUAAAAACUUCAGUGAGUGGAACCAUAAAAUAAUUGAAUCACCAAGUUUUUCUUCUCAUUUUUCUGAUUUUAAAGAUAAUUGGACUUUGAAAAUAUAUCGUGGAACUUGUAACAUUCUUGGUGAUGAUAGAUUAUAUAAAGCGGUUGAUCUACAGAUUCAAUCAUUUAAUAAUACCUCACAUUUACAAACAGAAUGUAAAAUGUCAAUUAAUAAUAAAAACGAACAAACUCGAAAAUAUGAUUUUAAAAAAUUUCUACAAAGAAUUACAUGGGAUAGAUAUAUUUUGACUUCAAACUUGUUAGAACCAAAUAAUGGAUAUUUACAAAAUGAUGAACUUAAAAUUUGUUGUACAAUAACAAUGUCCAAAAAACGAAUGAACAAUUCUGAUGUAAUUUCAACAUUUGAUGCAACACAACAAUUGAGUGCAGACUUAAAAAAAAUUUUGUUAACUAAACAAUUAUCUGAUGUUACCAUUCAAGUGGGUCAAAAAUCAUUUCCUGCCAUCAAAGGAAUUCUUGGAGCACGCAAAAAUCAAAAAAACGAAGUUGUUAUUGAAGAUAUUGAUGAAGAUGUUUUUGAAGAAUUUUUACUUUUUAUUUAUACUGAUAAAUCACCAAAUAUUGAAAAAAUGCCAAUGGAACUACUUGCUGCGGCUGAAAAAUAUCAGGUUGAUUGUCUUAAAAAUGCUUGUGAAAAAGUUAUAUGUGGAACGAUAAAUUUAAAUAAUGUUGCAAGUUUACUCGUUAUUUCUGAUAAAUAUAAUCUUGAAAUACUGAAUGAAAAUUGUUUAGAAUUUAUGAAAAAAAAUUUACGAGCUGUUUGGUCAAAUGAAACAUUUAAAACAAAAUGA